AUGAUUCUUGAUGACUCCCCUCUGCGUUCAUGGCUGAAAGGAAAGCUUAGGAUGAUUGGAAAACGUCACAGUUUCGAUCGUCAUGAAAAUGCCCCUUAUUCUUUAAAGAAUUGUAACGGAUCUGAUUAUGAAAUAAAAUACCUUGGUAGUGGUGAUGUUGCAAUUACAUAUUCUGAGAGAAUCGCAUGGAUAAAAACCCCUGGUCUCCCACCAGAACUAUAUUCAAAAGAAAACUUCUCGAUGAUUGUGGAAUUUGUUGGUCGGGUUGUGGUCCCUUGUGUGGUUAAUCAAUCAACUAUUAAUCUAUCAUAUGGAAAGGUUGGUAUCCUAACAUCCUUGAUAUCCACAAUAUCCAGUGAACAUGUGGUGGAAGUCAAUGUUAGAAUCAUCAAACUACAAAACGUAGAAGUAGAUCUAGAUUGGGCUCCAUUCAAACAAAGAUACUACUCUACGGAAGUGAGCUCUUCAUCGAAGGAUGGAGAUAAUGACAAUGACGGAGAGGGUGUGGAUGGAUACAUGCCGGAUACAUUUCCAUCUGAGAAUACCAAUGAAGACCUGGGGGAAGGGGAGAUUGGUCACACUGAUACUGAAUUUGUUAAAGACUCUUACAUUGAUAACAUGUAG
Molecule: messenger RNA, 624 nt
Organism: Lactuca saligna
Lineage: Eukaryota; Viridiplantae; Streptophyta; Magnoliopsida; Asterales; Asteraceae
Source: the annotation of a GenBank genome assembly